Myotis brandtii (Brandt's bat) is the source of this 1773-nucleotide messenger RNA. RefSeq names its product N-terminal EF-hand calcium binding protein 3 (gene NECAB3). NCBI's taxonomy places the organism in Eukaryota, Metazoa, Chordata, Mammalia, Chiroptera, Vespertilionidae. Gene Ontology annotation, molecular function: calcium ion binding. The annotation marks the transcript as partial. The transcript has 13 exons. The record is from RefSeq and is a predicted model, not a curated record. Gene Ontology annotation, biological process: regulation of amyloid precursor protein biosynthetic process. Gene Ontology annotation, cellular component: cytoplasm; endoplasmic reticulum; Golgi cis cisterna.
GCGCUCUUCCAGGAUGUUUUCCGCAGAGCAGACAAGAAUGAUGAUGGGAAGCUCUCAUUUGAGGAGUUCCGGAAUUACUUUGCUGACGGGGUUCUCAGCCCUGGGGAGCUUCGGGAGCUGUUCAGCGGCAUUGAUGGGCAGUCCACUGACAAUUUGGAAACGGAGAAGCUGUGUGACUACUUCUCAGAACACCUGGGUGUCUACAGGCCUGUGCUGGCUGCGCUGGAGUCCCUGAACCGUGCAGUGCUCACUGCCAUGGACACCACCAAGUUGGAGUAUGAGCGGGCCUCCAAGGUGGACCAGUUUGUGACACGCUUCCUACUGCGGGAGACGGUGAGCCAGCUACAAGCCCUGCAGAGCUCGCUGGAGGGUGCGUCAGAUACCCUGGAGGCCCAGGCCCAGACCCAUGGGCCAUGGUCAGAUGAAGAGAGAGUGGAGGUGCAGAGCAGGCCCCGUGGCAGCCGGCGGGCAGGGCGCAGGGCCUUGUGGAGCGUCAGCCGGUCACCCACCUGGUCCCCUGGCUCCUCUGACGCAGGGCAGAGUUCAGAGGCUGAGAGGCAGUGGCGGCUCCAGGUUAACCGUCUCCAGGAGCUCAUCGACCAACUCGAGUGCAAGGCCCCCCUCCUGGAACCCCUACAUGAAGAGGAGCUUACCAAGGGACCCAACUCGCAUAUCCUCGUGUCCCAGAGGCAGGUUCAAGUGGCAGAAGGAGCCCUGCAGGACUUCUACUGUGCCCUGCGCUGCUAUGUGGACUUCACAGGGGCCCAGAGCCAUUGCCUGCAUGUGUCUGCUCAGAAGAUGCUAGACAAUGCCUCCUUCACCCUGUACGAGUUCUGGCAGGAUGAGGCCUCCUGGAGAAGGCACCAGCAGUCCGCCUGCAGUAAGGCCUUCCAGCGCAUCCUCAUUGACCACCUGCGGGCUCCGGAAACCCUCACCACUGUGUUCUUCCCAGCCUCCUGGUGGAUUAUGAAUAAUAACUGAUCCUGACCUGCAUUAGUCAAGGACCCUGUGGCUCUGCCUGCCUCCUUCUGGAGCUUCUGGACGGUCAAUUCAGCACCAAGACCAAGGAUACUGCUGAUCCUAGACCUGGGGUCUGGCUCUCAGAGGCCUCCAAGACCAGCUGGUGGAGAGUCCUCAGUCCAGGGAUCAGGGACUGGUCUGCUUGCUUUCUAUUUCUUUCUUUAUCAGUGUAUUUUACUGUGUGUAGCUUUGGUCUCAGGCACUCUGGCCUCUACCUGACUUAGAAGUCCUGGAUUCUGGUUCUCUCUGCCUCUGCCUUGUUGUAUGACCCAGGGCAGAUCCCUUCCCUCUCCGCGUGAGCCUUGGACUGUCUGGCUGCCCUGUGGGUGCCUGCUUUCCUCCUGCUAUCUUGGGGCCACGUUCUGCUCUUCCUCAACCAGCAACAGGACCAGGGCUGAUGCUCAGGGACCCCCAUCCCCACCCCAAACCUUGACCCCUGAGGCUGAGCUGGGUCUUCUGCACUGUGGGGACGGACCGGGAUAUCCCCACCACCCUCCUGGGCUGCGAGCUUCUGACUCUUCAGCACCCUCCACUGCACCAGAGACAUCUGGAAGAUCCUGGGUUGGUUUGCAUGUCAUUUGCAUAUAAUUUGCAUGCCCAUGCCCACCCAUACUCAGGACACUAUGGGAAGCCCCAAGGUGACCUUGCCCAGUAGCAAUAAUUUGGGUCUAGAGUCACCUGCUGUCCCCAGAUACCUCUGAACCUGAACCCCAGCCCACAACCCCAGCAGAGAGACAAUAAAGGCAGUGGUCA